AUGAAGGAUAAUUUAGAACAUUGUACGGCAUGGUUUUAUAAUCAAGAUACAUCUCGUAAGAAAACUGAUGCACUUGAAAUGUGGGAAAUUGAAAAUAUUCUUAAUUCACCAAAUAUGCAAACUGAUACACUAAAAGGUCUUACAUAUAGUGUCUGGUUUUGGCUAACACUUCUUUGUAAUCUGCGUGGUGGAGGUGCCAAAAAUCUAUACAAUGCUGGUAGACAUAAUUAUAUUCCCGCGGAUCAACCAAAUAAUUAUUCUCCAGUAGCAGAUAUUUUAUUAUAUCAAUCUAAAAGACCAAAAGAUUGUAAGUUUUUUUUAAGGAUUAAUACUUCACGAAAAAUAUAUCAUAGUAAUUGGUUCUGUGAUUCUACACUUGGAAAACAUUCUCAUGACAAUAUGCUCAAAAAUAUUAUUGCUGAUUGUAAAAUUGAUGCAAAGGGACGAAAUCUU
Funneliformis caledonium is the source of this 453-nucleotide messenger RNA. Lineage: Eukaryota; Fungi; Glomeromycota; Glomeromycetes; Glomerales; Glomeraceae. The record is from the annotation of a GenBank genome assembly.